Messenger RNA from Prunus armeniaca (apricot), 2313 nucleotides. The record is from the annotation of a GenBank genome assembly. Lineage: Eukaryota; Viridiplantae; Streptophyta; Magnoliopsida; Rosales; Rosaceae.
AUGCUGAACCAGUAUCUCAAAACUUCAAUUGCUUCGACGCGAGGCCUAUAUUUCAUCAAUUUAUUCCCUUUCAAGAAUCAUUCCUUAUCCCUCUGCUGCCCUAAUGCUAAAAUCUUUGGAUAUGUGAGAUCCCCGAUUGAACCCAUAUCUCAUGUUCGAACUUAUAUGCUCUCUGCAUCUUCGUCUUAUCACCUGGUGCCAUUUCUAGGGACCCCUUGUUUGAAUUUGGUCAAAUUAUCGCAGCCCCUGAAUGCGCUCGCUGCGUUUAGGGUCUCUGUGCGUCAUUUUUGUUCGGAGACUGUUACAGUGGAUCAAAAUUUUGACUGUGAUGGGAGGAGUGGUAUUGAGGACGAGUCAUUAGAAAGUGAUGUAGAUAAGUUUUGCGAGACCAAUGAUUUCGUUUCCGAGGAGGGAGGGUAUGUGUGGUUUGUUGUCCAUGUUACCCAGAUUUUAACAAAAGCAACGGCGAAAUGCCUAGGUUUUAGCAAACGGAACACAGAGAGAGAGAUGAGCAGCUCCACGAGGAAGAAGGUGCAGAAGAAGUGCAAGAUCAGAGGCUACACGCUUGAAUUGGAUGCCGUCGACGAGAUCCUCUCCUUUGAAUCCGAAUUCAACAACGACUCUGCUUUGGACGAUCCCGUCGAUAUCCUCCUCGACCUCCUCGUGACCCAGCCCAUAAAAGACAAGGAGACGGUGCACCGCAUUGCUACCCGUAUAUUGGGUGCUGAUGCGGCCAUCAACGAAACCCCCGACGGCGAUGGUGAUGAUGUUAUAAGAGCCUCUGAUUUGCUCAUAGUUGAUGCCUUCAAGGUCCCAAAGUUCCGAUAUGACCCCAUCAAGAAGGUUUUUUACAAGCAUACUGGGAGCCUACCCAUGCAUGGUGACGCAUUUUCGAAAGCAGCUCUGUAUAAGGAUAGGUUUCUCUUGCUCUCCCAGAUGCUCUCUCGCCAUAAGGAUUUUUCCAAACCAGCCUUUGAUUCUGAAUUGUCAGAUUUCGGACGCUGUGAGGUUAUGGCUAUGCCUGAACUCAUAAAAGCUAGAGUUGAGGUUCAGUCAAAUCAAAAGCAUGAAAUCAUCAUUUUCCUUGACAAUAUAUACAAGAUAACUGCAGGAUUUUUUGUAGAGAACACAAUAGUUGUUGCAGAAGGCGAGAUGCUCUUAGAGGGUGUCUUUCAGGUGUUUAAUUGCGGAUUUCCUCCGCUUGAGGGCAGAGAUAAGUCACUCCAAUUUCUUGCAGGACAUGACUCUUUUGGUAGUGGUACACUAACAGAACAGGAGACGCUCAGACUUGCAAAGUUGGAAAGAGAAGCAGUUAAUGGGAAUGUUGUCAUACUGUCUGACAUUUGGCUAGACAAUGAAGAGGCUAUGGGAAAGCUGGAGAGAGUCCUAGAUGCUUUUGAGAAUGAGGACUUUGUACCGUGCUUAUUUGUACUCAUGGGGAAUUUUUGUUCUCAUCCAUGUAAUCUUGGUUUUCACUCCUUCUCCAAUCUCAGGUCGCAGUUUGGCAAGCUAGGGCAAAUGAUUGCUGCCCAUCCACGGCUAAAAGAGGGUAGUUGUUUUCUAUUUAUCCCAGGUCCCGAUGAUGCAGGCCCUUCAACUGUUCUACCAAGGCCUUCUUUACCAAAAUAUUUAAGAGAAGAGCUUCAAAAUCACAUUCCAAAUGCCAUAUUUUCAAGUAAUCCUUGUAGAAUGAAGUUCUGUAGCCAGGAGGUGGUAUUCUUCCGUCAGGAUCUGCUGUACAGAAUGCGCCGUUCAUGUCUGAUGCCCCCUUCUACAGAAGAAACUACUGAUGACUUUGAGCAUCUGGUUGCUACCAUAACCCAUCAAUGUCAUCUCUGCCCUCUCCCUCUUAUUGUACAACCGAUUAUCUGGAAUUAUGAUCACUCCCUGUACCUCUAUCCAACUCCACAUACGAUAGUUUUAGGUGACAGAAGCGAGCAAAAGGCUUUCAAAUACACAGGAAUCACUUGUUUUAAUCCUGGUUCCUUCUCAAGCGAUGGCGCCUUUGUGGUAUACCGUCCUGACAAUCAGGAAGCACAACCAAUUGCGUGUCAUUACUGCGACAACCCUGAAUACCAUGCCUUGCUUCCUCAGCGUGAUCAUAAUUGCCUACAACAUCAUUUAAAAAUCUUUGACGAGAAAAACGUCCCGUCCUGGAACUCAAACCUGGAGAAUUCUUGGGGCCGCUAUCUGGCAAUGAAAUUUCUGGUGCAGUUGAAGAAGACACUUGUCCGUCCCCAUCAUUGUUACCAUAGGGUUCAGAAGCUGAACUUCCAUUGGCAUAUUCCUCAGACAACACUUGCGGUUCAUUAG